UUUGACCUUUUUUUUAGAGCUUUGCGUGCAUUGCAUUAAUAUGCAAAAGACUAAAUUAUGUUGAAUUAACCCCAAGGAAAAUAUCACAAAGCUGAACUCCCCCAAGUGCAAAAUGAGCACUGUUGGUCGCCAUUACAGGAACAUACAUUUGUGUUAAUGAAAUAUUUCCAGCUAUCUGAAGGUUAUUAAAAUAUUUCUGUCAGGAUGCCCUCAGCUAAGAAAUCAAUUCUGCAAGUUUCCCAUUGACGUUGCAUGAAUAACUGACGAGUGCAUCAAAGGAAUCUGACAAAAUGGAACAAAGUUGAAGAACUUAUUCACUCAUUCUAGGAAUAUAUGAUCAACUUUUCACAAGAUGGAAGACAUCAAGGAGAAAUCAGUUUUCAUCUUUCAAAAAUUCUACAGCAGAGUCAUCCCCUAUUACAAAGAUAAGCAAAAACCCUCAUUGAAUCUUCUCUAAAGAAAUAUUGGCAGGACUGGAGCUGUCAAAUUUGAUGAAGAGAGAGGACUGCACAAUGGCGCAUUAUUACUGUCAACUCUUAUUCUUGGGAUUUACCCUUCUUCAGUCUUACAGUGUCUCAGGAUAUGGGCCAAACCAAAGGGCACAAAAAAAGGGAGACAUUAUACUGGGAGGUCUUUUCCCAAUACAUUUCGGAGUAGCUGUAAAGGAUCAAGAUUUAAAAUCUAGACCGGAGGCAACAAAAUGUAUUCGGUACAAUUUUAGAGGAUUCCGAUGGUUACAGGCAAUGAUAUUUGCAAUUGAGGAGAUCAACAACAGUAUGACAUUUCUGCCAAAUAUCACCCUUGGAUAUCGGAUAUUUGACACAUGCAAUACAGUAUCCAAAGCUCUGGAAGCAACACUGAGCUUUGUAGCCCAGAACAAAAUAGACUCUCUGAACUUGGAUGAGUUCUGUAACUGCUCUGAUCAUAUACCAUCCACCAUAGCAGUUGUGGGAGCAACAGGAUCUGGAAUUUCAACUGCUGUAGCCAAUCUUUUGGGAUUGUUUUACAUUCCACAGGUUAGUUAUGCCUCUUCAAGCAGGCUCCUGAGCAACAAGAACGAGUACAAGGCUUUCCUUCGCACAAUCCCCAACGAUGAGCAACAGGCCACAGCAAUGGCCGAGAUUAUCGAGCAUUUCCAGUGGAACUGGGUGGGAACUCUUGCGGCCGACGAUGACUAUGGCCGGCCAGGAAUAGAUAAGUUUCGAGAAGAGGCUGUUAAGAGAGACAUCUGUAUUGACUUUAGCGAGUUGAUUUCUCAGUACUAUACACAGAAAGAGCUGGAGUUCAUUGCAGAUGUUAUUCAGAAUUCCUCAGCCAAAGUAAUUGUUGUCUUUUCAAAUGGCCCUGACUUGGAACCACUCAUACAAGAGAUAGUUCGACGAAAUAUAACUGACAGAAUAUGGCUGGCAAGUGAAGCAUGGGCUAGCUCCUCACUGAUAGCCAAACCAGAAUACUUCCAUGUUGUCGGUGGAACCAUCGGAUUUGCACUAAGAGCAGGACGCAUCCCUGGAUUCCAUGAGUUUUUAAAGCAGGUUCACCCCAGCAGAUCCUCUGAUAACGGAUUUGUCAAGGAAUUCUGGGAAGAGACAUUUAACUGUUACUUCACCGAGGAGUCUCUAACGCAACUGAAAAACUCCAAAACACCAUCCCAUAGAUUAGGAUUGCAUGACGACAGUGUUAAAACUGGGCAUUCCCGAAGGACAACAUUAAGGCGUCCAUGCACUGGAGAAGAAGAUAUCACGAGUGUAGAGACUCCAUACCUGGAUUAUACUCACCUCCGGAUUUCAUAUAAUGUCUAUGUGGCAGUGUAUUCUAUUGCUCAUGCUCUGCAGGACAUCUAUUCCUGCACUCCUGGGAAGGGUAUUUUUGCAAAUGGAUCAUGUGCGGAUAUAAAAAAAGUCGAGGCUUGGCAGGUCCUCAAUCACCUAUUGCAUUUGAAGUUUACAAACAGCAUGGGCGAGCAUGUCGAUUUUGAUGAUCAGGGUGACCUCAAAGGAAAUUACACAAUUAUCAAUUGGCAGUUGUCCCAUGAGGAUGUGGUGUUUCAAGAAGUUGGCAACUAUAAUGCGUACGCUAAACCAAGUGACAGACUCAACAUAAAUGAAAAGAAAAUCCUGUGGAGUGGAUUCUCCAAAGAGGUUCCUUUUUCCAACUGCAGCCGAGAUUGUGUGCCUGGCACCAGAAAAGGGAUCAUCGAGGGAGAACCCACCUGCUGUUUUGAAUGUGUCGCGUGUGCAGAAGGAGAGUUCAGUGAUGAAAGUGAUGCAAGUGCGUGUACAAAGUGUCCCAAUGACUUCUGGUCAAAUGAGAAUCACACAUCAUGCAUUGCCAAGGAGAUUGAGUACCUGUCAUGGACUGAACCGUUUGGAAUUGCUCUGACAAUACUUGCUGUGCUCGGAAUAUUGAUUACUUCCUUUGUUUUGGGAGUUUUCAUUAAAUUCAGAAAUACUCCAAUCGUGAAAGCCACCAACAGAGAACUGUCCUAUCUCCUUCUCUUCUCUUUAAUUUGUUGUUUUUCCAGCUCAUUGAUCUUCAUUGGAGAACCCAAAGAUUGGACAUGUAGACUGCGACAACCUGCAUUUGGAAUCAGCUUUGUAUUGUGCAUUUCUUGCAUUCUGGUAAAAACAAACCGUGUGCUAUUAGUCUUUGAGGCCAAGAUCCCAACAAGCCUCCAUCGAAAGUGGGUUGGCCUCAAUUUGCAAUUCCUAUUGGUUUUUCUCUGUAUUCUCGUGCAAAUUGUUACGUGUGUCAUUUGGCUUUACACAGCACCCCCUUCAAGUUACAGAAAUCAUGAACUAGAAGACGAAAUUAUUUUUAUUACGUGUGAUGAAGGCUCCUUAAUGGCACUUGGUUUUCUCAUCGGUUACACGUGUCUGCUUGCUGCUAUUUGUUUCUUCUUUGCCUUUAAGUCUCGCAAGCUCCCAGAGAACUUCAAUGAAGCCAAGUUCAUUACUUUUAGCAUGCUGAUAUUUUUCAUUGUCUGGAUCUCAUUCAUUCCUGCUUAUGUCAGCACCUAUGGGAAAUUUGUUUCAGCUGUAGAGGUCAUUGCCAUACUUGCAUCAAGUUUUGGUUUACUUGGAUGCAUUUAUUUUAACAAAUGCUAUAUUAUUUUGUUCAAGCCGUCAAGGAACACCAUUGAAGAAGUCAGAUGCAGUACGGCUGCCCACGCUUUUAAAGUCGCUGCGAGGGCAACUUUGCGACGCAGCACCAUGUUUCGUAAGAGGUCCAAUAGUAUAGGUGGUUCAACUGUAUCAUCGCCAUCAUCUUCAAUCUGCAGCAGGAAUGCCCACGAUGAACCCAUUACCAUGGAGAUGCAAAGGUGUAGCAAGCAGAAGGUCAGUUUUGGCAGUGGAACUGUCACCUUAUCUCUGAGCUUUGAGGAAACCGGAAGGUAUGCGACUGUUAGCAGGAACAUGAGGAGGAGAAAUUCGAUGGAUGCCAAAAAUAGUGAUGACAUUCUGAUGAAGCACAAUGUUUUGAUCCCCCUUCAGAAAUGUGACACGGGAAAUGACACACGAUGCAAGAUAUCAGGAAAGAAUGGGUCUGGAACUUUUCAGUCUCUGGAUGAUAGCAAAGAAUGUACCAAAGUGCUGAAGAAAUCUCCUCCAACACUUCAGUAAAUCUGAGAAAUCUUGUUGAUGGCAACAUUGUAGAUAAUGACAUAAAUUCUUAAUGAUGGUUGUUGCUUUCAAUUUGGGCAGUAUAAACUCAGAUAAUUCCAGCAUAUUGUGUAAUGGUAUUGGUGCAGAAUUAACACACAAAAUUAUGCUUAGGACAAUUACCCAAGUGCCAAUUAAAAACAAUAAAUAAGCCCCAAGCCUGACCUAUAGGAGAAUAAGGGCUAGUUUCUGGAUUUUCCCAUAAUGAGGAAUGCCAACUGUAAAAUAAAAUGUGAGCCUAGCAAUGUAAGAGCUAAGUCAGAAACAUGGAAGUAAACAAAAUCUUAUAACAGGAUGGCCUGUGGACACAACAUUUAAAAGCAUCAUUCUUUCAACAAACAGCAACUCAAUUUACUUGAAGGGCAAUUGAAUUUAUGAUUGCACAAAGUAUGUUUUUGUGUUGAUAUGAUGGCUCCAUUCAUGUUGCAAACAAACAUGUAUCAGAGAAGUACUGAAUUGUCUAACACAAUGUUAAAAAUGUUGCUGGCGUCACAAGAAACUUUUUGAUAUGCUUAAAGAUCUUUAUGCUGUUAUUAAAAUUAAUUGCUCAAGCACAAUACUAUUGUUGUAUUAACACAGUUGUUUUUUUUUAACACAAAUUUAGCCAAGCGUAUGGAAACACCAUGGCAACUAAAUGUUGCAAGAAGCAAGGUCCAUCAAAUGUGACUCCGGAAACUUGCAGCAACAUGUGAUCAUAUUACUUCACCAUGGUCAUUAUCGUACUAUGUUACACCAACUUAUCUCAUUUGCAGAUGAAUGUUAAAGUGAGUGUUAAUUGUUCAAAGAGCAGAGAAAUAAAGAACAAUUAUAAAUAUCAGAAACGUAGGUGACGUAGAAAAAUUACAAAUGUUGAACUUCCUUAUCAGAUAGAAGUCAUCAUAUUGAUGAAGGAAAGUGACUUAAACUGAGCUAGGUGCUGAAAGAAUUCUAUAGUGGAAAAUGCAAGUUAAAGAAUCAGGAAAUUAGUAUUAGAAAGAAGCAAGACAUCUACUUCAGGAUAAUGGUUGUGGAGAUUUUUCUAAGGAUUAUUGAAGUGAACAGCGCAUAUUGGCUCAUAUAGAACAUUCCUGGGAUUGAGAUACUGCUCCGAUGAGUAGAUAGCAGAGAAGCUUUGAAAAAAGUGAGUGUCUUAGGCUAAAAAUUCUAAGGUUUUGAACUUGUGCAUCUUACAUCUACUAAAAGUUAUUUUGUAGUAUAUUCGUAUUAAAGUUUGGUAAAGCAAAACCUGUACCACAAUGUUUCAGUUCCAGUAUUAAGACCAAUCCUGUUUUAACACACUGGUACUAAUGGGUCUGGUCACAUGAGCCAUGUCACCACAUGGUUGUACGGACAAUUGUGUCAAAGGGAAACGGAGGAAAGGCAGUGGUGUGAGUCCAUCAGAAAGCAACAAUGAUAAUGUAGAAUUUGUAAGUAAAUUGUAAUGAUGUGGUUUAGGAUGGAUAGUAAGUAAAUCAAGUAUUUUAACUAUUAUUAAACCUAUAAUCAACAGUCAAUGGCUUUAGAAAAGGAGGGAAAAAAUGAAACAAUGAUGAUGAAGAACCUAGGACUGAAAUACCAUGAUGGAGGUGACGUGGAACUAGUAGAAUUACGUGACUGUUAACAAAUCAUAGUUUGGUAGCAAUGUAAUUUAUGAUAUUAGUGAAAGUGCUAAUACAGUGAGUAGGAAACAUUCUAACAAUGGCAAAACAAAAUGGGACAAACUAGCAGCUAAUGACAGUGGUGAUUAAGUGAAGUAACAAUGCAAGAUUAUUAUCACAGUCUUAUUGAAAGAAUAGUGUUAUUGAAACGAUGUCACAACAGUAAAGACAUUAUAUGAGAUCAAUAGACAACAGUAAUAAAACCAUUUAACAGUAAUGAAAUAGCAAUGGAUUUCCAGCAAGUGCAGAAUCUUUUGUGUAUAGCAAUCGAGGAAUAUGACAGCAAUUAAAGAGAAAUAAUGGCACAGUGUAUCAAUGAGAGACGUGUUAGUGGAACAUGGUAACAUUUGAAACAAAAAUUGUGCGGCUAUAGGAAAAAAUGCACUUAAAAUUACUCCUUUAUUUAUUGGACAGGAUGUAUAACUGAAGUGAUGACUACUCAUUUCUGAAGCAUUCUUAAGUUCAAGGUUCAAAGCUCAAAGUAAAUUUUAUUAUCAAAGUAUGUCUAUGUCACCAUAUACAACCCUGAGAUUUACUUUCUUGCAGCCAUACUCAGCAAAUCUAUAGAAUAGUAACAAUAACAGGAUCAAUCAAGAUCAACCAGAGAACAGGAAGCAACAAACUGUUCAAAUGCAAAUAUAAAUCAAUAGCAAUAAAUAAUGAGCACAUGAAUUAAUAAGAUAAAGAUUCCUUAAAGUGAGAUCAUUGGUUGCAGGAAUAUUUCAAUGGUGGGGCAAGUGUGUGCAGUUGUUCCCUUCUAUUCAAGAGCCUGAUGCUUGAGGGGUAGUAACUGUUCUUGAACCUGGUGUUGUGAAUCCUUGAAGCACCUGUACCUUCUGUCUGAUGGUAGCAGCAAGAAGGGAGCAUGUCCUGGGUGGUGGGGAUCUCUGAUGAUGGGUGCUGCUUUCCUACAGCAGCUUUUCAUGUAGUUGUGCCCAGUGUUUGGAAAGGCUUUACCCAUGAUGUGCUGAGCCAAAUCAUGUAGGAUUUGUAGGAUUUUCCAUUCAAAGGCAUUGGUGUUUUUGUACCAGGCCGUGAUGCAGCCAGUUAAUAUACUCUUCAUUACACAUCCACUGAAGUUUGUCAAAGUUUUAGAUGUUAUGCCGAAUCUCUGUAGCCUUAUGAGACUUGUUAUUUUCUGAUUUGAAUGUUUUGAAUGAUAUAACAGAACAAUACAACACAACAACUAUCAUAACUAGGCAAGCUGAGUUUUGUAAAGCUGUGCAGCCAAAUAACUGAAUUGACUUUAUCCUAUCUCACUAUAUUACAAACAUUUGAAGUAUUUUUAGUGAAAUUGAAUUUCUGGUAUUGUUAAGUUGGUUGAUUAAAUGGUAAAUUGAGCCACCUGAAGCUGUGACCACAAUUGCCACUGAGAUGAUGAAGAUGUUUUAUUGUAUUUGUAGUUGAAACGUGGACUCCUACUAAGUGCAACAGGAAUAUAAUAACUGUAACAAAAAUUUAUUAAGAUUAUGUUAAAAAUGAAAAUUGUAUUUUAAAUAUCAGAUGUGUAAAAUUGGUAAUUUC
Messenger RNA from Mobula hypostoma (lesser devil ray), 6820 nucleotides. Its product is annotated as extracellular calcium-sensing receptor-like. The record is from RefSeq and is a predicted model, not a curated record. Gene Ontology annotation, molecular function: calcium ion binding; G protein-coupled receptor activity. Gene Ontology annotation, cellular component: plasma membrane. Lineage: Eukaryota; Metazoa; Chordata; Chondrichthyes; Myliobatiformes; Myliobatidae. Gene Ontology annotation, biological process: intracellular calcium ion homeostasis; G protein-coupled receptor signaling pathway; detection of calcium ion.